AAUACGUUUCUAUCAUUAUUAGUCUGUCCGGGCGGAACCUACUGGUAGAUACUAUAUCUAUAUUACUGAUCUUCCUUUGUUGUACGACCUAAGCGCGUACUGUACCCCGCCGGGCCAAGACGCAAUGGUCGUUGAAACAAGACAGCAGUCCGGGCGCAAACGCCGGGUCGGUUCUGUCUCCGGUCCAGAGCCUCAACUCUCAGCUUCCACUCAACAAACGAUUCGUCAGUCCAAUAACUCUCAUGCCAUAGCUACUCCUUCCAAGAAUCGGCGACAGCCUAGAAAGAAGGUCCGCUUCUCCGAUCCAGGCCCUCAGCUACACGCCGGCUCGGACUAUGGAACUGGACUCACCCCCGCCAUGCUACGCACCUCCUUUGAAGAACGGGCGGAUAUAGAUCCUUUGACUAGCUCCCCAAGUCGCCGCUCGCGACGCCAUUCCACGCCACUUUGGAAGACCCGCUCUCAGCCUCACUCCCCGGCCUCCUCUUCGUCCGCCGGUGUGGAACAGGUGUUUCAAUUCACGCCACUUCGACAGCUUCUGGACUCACGGACGCAACGAAGAAUCCGGCGAGUUGGGUUGAGUGAUGAGAUCAACCAGUUGGAGCGCGAGAAGAGGGACGCAGCACGUUAUGAGCGAACCUUGCAGACAUUGCUGCGGGAACGUGACUCUUUGAAGCAAGAGCUGGAUUCGGUCAAGCGAAUCGAGCGCCUGCCGAAAGGUGUAUCGCUAGAACCGGCUGACGGACCCUCGUGCGAUUCCCCUCGGUCACUAGCCGAGCGUCUGGAGUCCGAGACUCAUCGAAUGAGACAGGAGCUAUCUUUUUCCAGAGAUGAUCUCGUAGACAGCUCCAGUGUGGCCAACACCGAGAACGACACGAUCAUCGUCAAUGAAAGCGGGUUUGACGGAGAAACGAUGCUUAUCUCGGACUCACCUGAUCUCAGAUCUCUAUGGAAAACUCCACGCUUUGGCAUAGAUGGUUGUGAACUCUUGCGAAGCGGGAGCCCGAAUGCGGAUGCGGAAACCCAAUUGUCUCUUCCUGACCAUGACUCAGAGGCAGAAAUCAAUGCCCUCUUCGCAGACCUUGAAACUGCUAGGAAAGAGAAACGCGCCCUGUUCGAAGCAUGCCGCUUUCGCAUUGCGUCCUUUGGUGGAACCACGCUUGAGCCUCAUCUUCAUCGGGCGUCCCCACCGCCAGAUUUCGUGGAUCAACUGAUACCAAGUCUGGCUGAGACCCUUGGUCGAGCUUCGGAUGCCACGCAGUCAUUAAAUUCUAUCAAAGAGGAGCUGUCAGAAUUGGGAUUUCCAGGAGUACAUGCCGAAGAGAUCAUUGCAGAUAUGCGCAAUCAGUUCCGCUCCGCACGCUUGCGUCUUGAACGAGCGAUUCCUGGAGAGACACCGAAUAUAGGCUUGAAUGACGGCUGCGCGACUCUUAGUGCUCUGAUCAAAAGAAUUGAGAUCCUGAUUAAAAACUUAGCAGAUGAGCGCGCAAGGGCUAUGGGAUCUAGUGAUAGGGAACGAGCCCUUCGUGUUCAAUUCGAUAAGCUCCUGGCUCGCUACGAAGAUGCGAGCAGGAAGAUCAGCGGCCUUGAAGAGUCUAUUGCCGGCUCUGCUAGCGACAUGCUCCAUACACGAAUGCGGAUGCAGGAGCUAGAAAAGGAAGGGGAGGAGCAAGCUGUAGGUAUUGACAGACUCAAUGCGGCGCUCAACAGGUAUCGCGAGGAGAUCAGGGGCCUAGAAACACUUGUCACGGAGUUAGAAUCAGAUAAAGUCACGAACAGCGACAUUUACAGUCAACAGGUGUCGAAGCUUCAACUGCAAGUCACAGAACAGGAAAACGCGCGUCGCGUCGCUGAAGGCACAGUUGCGGAGCGUGAAGCCCGCAUCCGCGAAUUGGAAGACACUGUUGAACAAAACCGUGCUCGAUCGUACCAACUGAGCGUCAGAGUGGAGGAGCUGGAGUUGGAGCGUCAGAAGGCAAUUGAAAGUCUCAAGCAGGAAGCGGCUGAGCAACUUGAACAAUGUGAGAAGGAAAUCGGAACCCUCAAUGUUGUCGUUGCAGAGCUCAACACCUCGCUCGCGGGUGCCAAGUCAGAGAUCGAUAGUUUACGGCGGAGCAACGUGGGCUUGGAGCACCAGCUGCAGCUUGAGACCGAAGCUAGGGAUACUCUUCUGGAGACAUGGGCUGCGGAGCAAGCACGCUCAUUUGCUCGAAUGAAAGAAACUGUCAGCAACGAACGCCGCAAGGCCAAGGUCCGAGCCGCCAAUUGGCAGCUUCAGUCUGAUGAACUGCAGUCGGAUAGUACCACACUGGGUAGCGAGCCUAUCACGCCGGUCAGCAUGACCAGAUUUAUCGAUGUGGAGGCCGGACGGGGCGAGCACCGUAAGCGUCUGGACAGUGGCAUUGGGAUUCUCACCGAUGAGCCCGAGGAGGAUGCAGCUGCGGGCGCGGAUAUGCAGAUGUUGCUGCCCUCGGACCCGGCUGACCUAUGAGCGUUGUCCAUUCACUACACUAUUUACAGCUAGACUAUGUACCGUCUGACUUGCAUGCGUGUACCAGUUCGGUUUUGGAUGAUACGAUCUGUGUUUUGGUCCUGUUUGGGUGUCUUGCUAAUGGGGUCUGGUUUUUGUUUCGGAAUAUAUCCUUUGCUCUCAUCUUGGCCACGUGUAAAACAUUUGAGUCAGACGCUGUGAGCCGUAGGCUUUGCAGGUCGUACGAGCUGGGAAUAACAUAGCGAUGAAUUAAGUAUUUUC
Messenger RNA from Aspergillus aculeatus ATCC 16872, 2752 nucleotides. RefSeq lists its product as uncharacterized. The record is from RefSeq and is a predicted model, not a curated record. The coding region runs from base 125 to 2491 and encodes 788 amino acids. The transcript has a single exon. Lineage: Eukaryota; Fungi; Ascomycota; Eurotiomycetes; Eurotiales; Aspergillaceae.